Messenger RNA from Oryzias latipes (Japanese medaka), 3446 nucleotides. It is a transcript of the gene helq, whose product is annotated as helicase, POLQ like. The record is from RefSeq and is a predicted model, not a curated record. Gene Ontology annotation, molecular function: nucleic acid binding; ATP binding. Lineage: Eukaryota; Metazoa; Chordata; Actinopteri; Beloniformes; Adrianichthyidae.
UUCUUCUUCCGGCUAAGUUGGAUGUUUUGAAUUUGACCCGGGUUCGAGGCGGCCUGAGAUGAAAGGUCUUCUCGUGAUGUUUACGUGAACCUGUGGUGUAGAUGUUCAGCGGAAGAUAUAAAGAACCAGAGUUUGGUUCUGUUUGGUUCGGGUCAACUAAAGGGUUUAGGUAGCCACCGGCGUUAGCUAACGUCCGAGGACAGACCAACCCGGUUCAGAUUGGCUUAAGUCUCCCAUCGUAGUUGGAACACGUUUUGGGUUAUGUAGGAACAGCCGAACCGGGAUGAGUUCCGGGAGGCUCCAGGUCAAAAUCAAACGGGUCUGCGAAAAAAAAGGAUCCCGGGACUCCCCGAAGCCCCACCGGAGAGCAGGGGGGGGGCGUCCGCAGACAUGCUCCCCCUGCAGGAGCAACGUCAUGGCUGAGGACGCCGAGAGGGAGGAGUCAGCUCCUCGGUCUCCCCAGCAGAGGAGCGCCUCACUGCCUGUGUUUGUCCAGCAGCUCUGCAGCGACAGCGAGGACCUGUUCGGGGACUGGGACAGCGUCCUGGGGGACAGCAUCUUGGGGGACACCUCCCUGCUGCAGAAGCUGGACGCCACGGAACAACAGGACCACCCGGGUCAGACGCCGUUUAAGGAGGAGCUCAGACUGCAGGGUGGGGACCAGAGCGACACCCCCCCUCGCUGCUCCAACAGGCCAGAGGAGGAGCAGGGGCCGCUCCCAAAGAGGAGGAGCAGGAGGAGCGUGGCCGACCUGGUGAAGAGGACCAUGCUGGGGAAUGCGGCGGCUCCCGCUGCUGCUCCUCGGACGGCUGUGCUGAAGAAGGCGGUGGUUUCGGAGGAGAUCAGCGUGGCCAUGCAGGCCAUGGAAAGCAUCUCCUCCCAGACCACCGACCUCGGGCCUUUCUUCGGCCUCCCCAGCAAAGUGAAGGAGUUGAUGCACAGACUGAGAGGAAUCCAGAAGCUAUACGACUGGCAGGAGGCGUGUCUGAACCUGGACUGCGUCCAGCAGAGGAGGAACCUCAUCUACUCCCUUCCAACCAGUGGAGGGAAGACUCUGGUGGCGGAGAUCCUGAUCCUCAGGGAGCUGCUGUGCAGGAGGAAGGACUGCCUCCUCGUCUUACCCUACAUCUCCCUGGUUCAGGAGAAGGUGCGUGGGCUGGCGAGCUUGGGCCUGGAGCUGGACUUCCUGGUGGAGGAGUACGCCGGCAGCAGGGGGCGGUUCCCCCCAGUGAGGAGGAGGAACAGGACGUCUCUGUACGUGGCCACCAUAGAGAAGGCUCACAGCCUGGUCAACUCGCUGAUCGAGACCGGCAGGCUGGAGAACCUGGGGCUGUUGGUGGUCGACGAGCUCCACAUGCUGGGGGAGGGCAGCAGGGGGGCCGUGAUGGAAAUGACUGUGGCCAAAGUUCAGCACCUGAGCAAAAACACUCAGGUCAUCGGGAUGAGCGCCACCCUGGGGAACAUCCAGGACCUGCAGGCCUUUCUGCGAGCAGAACUCUACAGCAGCGACUUCAGACCCGUGCAGCUGAAAGAGUUUGUCAAAGUGAAUGACAGCAUCUACGAGGUCGACCCCACGCAGGAAAGCGGCUUCAGGUUCUCGCGGCUGCUCCCUUUCAAGUAUUCCAGCUCCAUGCAGAAGACCGACCCCGACCACAUCAUCGCCCUGGUGACCGAGGUCAUCCCCGCCCACUCCUGCCUGAUCUUCUGUCCCACCAAGAAGAACUGUGAGAACGUCGCCGCCAUGAUCUGCAAGUACCUGAAGGGAGACUUCCUGCGCCAUCGCGAGGCUGAGAAGUCCCGCCUCCUCCAGGACCUGCAGGACGGCGGCGGCGGCUCCAUGUGUCCGGUGCUGCGGAGGACGGUGCCGUACGGCGUGGCGUACCACCACAGCGGGUUGACCACCGAGGAGAGGAGGCUGCUGGAGGAGGCGUUCUCUCACGGCGUGCUGUGCCUCCUCGGCUGCACCUCCACGCUGGCGGCAGGCAUCAACCUGCCGGCCCGCAGGGUGAUCCUGCGCUCGCCGUACGUCGCCACGGAGUUCCUGAAGAGGACCCAGUACAAGCAGAUGGUGGGCCGGGCCGGCCGGGCGGGGAUGGACUCUGUGGGGGAGAGCGUGCUCAUCCUGCAGGAGAAGGACCGCAGCGCGGCCAAGGUUCUGCUGUGUUCCCCCAUGGAGAACUGCUACAGCAGGCUGCUGGAGGAGGACGCCAAAGGCCUGCUGACCCUCAUCCUGUCCCUCAUCGGCCUCAACGUGGCGGCGUCGCUGCAGCAGCUGCAGGACUUCCUGCAGGGGACGCUGCUGUGCGUGCAGCAGCGGCGUCUCUGCACGGACGGCGGUCUGCAGGACGCGGUUCUGCGCUGCAUCCACACGCUGUGCAGCAAAGACCUCAUCACCGCCGCGGACCCCCACGCCGCCACGCUGCAGGUCACACGGCUGGGCAGAGCCGCCUACAAAGGCGGCGUGGACCUGACCUUCUGCCACCUCCUCUACAAAGACCUGAGCGCGGGCCUGGAGGGGCUGCUGCUCAGCAGCUUCCUGCACCUGCUGUACCUGGUGACGCCGUACGAGCUGGUCCCGCAGUGCUCGCCCAACUGGAUGAUCUACCUCAGACAGUUCACCUCGCUGUCUGCGGCCGAGCAGAAGAUGUCGGCCGCCAUCGGCGUCCCCGAGAGCUUCGUGGCGAGAAAAGCGGCAGGACAGACGGUGAAGAAGGGCGUGGACGCGGCGCAGGCGCAGCGGCUGUACCUGGCGCUGGUGCUGCUCUGUCUGCUGAAGGAGACCAGCGUGUGGGGCGUGGCCGAGCGCUUCCAGCUGAGCCGCGGCUUCGUGCAGACGCUGCUCAGCUCCGCCGCCGCCUUCUGCUCCUGCGCUCUGCACUUCGCCGAGGAGCUGGAGGAGCUGUGGCCGUUCCGCUCCCUGCUGGCGGCGCUGACUCAGCGGCUGACGUACUGCGUGAAGGCGGAGCUGGUUCCCCUGAUGGAGGUGGCAGGAGUCAUGGAGGCCAGAGCCAAGCAGCUGUACAGCGCCGGCUACAGGACGCUGACCCACCUGGCCAACGCCGACCCGGCUGUUCUCAGCAGAACCGUAGAGAACCUGUACACCAAGCAGGCCGCCAUGAUGGUGGCCUCCGCCAAAAUGCUCCUGAGUGAGAAAGCUGCAGCUCUGCAGGAGGAAGUGGACGAGCUGUUGGCGCUGCCGGCCGACCUGCCGCUCCCCGACCCGCCGCGGUCCCAGCCGUGACCGACCCGCCGGGGUCCGGUCACGGCUCCCAGCCACACCCACAAGCUUCCUGCACCACCUUCAACACUCACCAGUGGACUUCAGAUGGGGGGGGGUUUACCUGGAUUCUUCCUGGGGGGUCCCCCUAAAACUACAGUAAUCAUUUCUGCUCUGCGGCGUGGCAGGAAUGUCAAAACUUCAAUAAAUAAUUCAGAUAUUUAGUUCA